This is a messenger RNA of Lutzomyia longipalpis, 3328 nucleotides long. RefSeq names its product thymus-specific serine protease-like. The record is from RefSeq and is a predicted model, not a curated record. Bases 1 to 1434 code for a protein of 477 amino acids. Gene Ontology annotation, molecular function: dipeptidyl-peptidase activity; serine-type exopeptidase activity. Gene Ontology annotation, biological process: proteolysis. The transcript has a single exon. Lineage: Eukaryota; Metazoa; Arthropoda; Insecta; Diptera; Psychodidae.
AUGAAAGAGUUGGCAAAGUUAAUUUGUUUCAUUUUCUUUACGUUUCUAUUGAGUGAAGUUAAGUGCAAAACAUGGGGGAGUUUUUACAAAGAAAUCUACAGAGGACCACCACCACCUAGCCCUAAGAGCAAUCCCAGAGUUGUUAGAGAAGGAUGGAUAGAGCAGUUAGUAGAUAAUUUUGACGAAUACAAUAAUGCAACAUAUCAAAUGAGAUACUUGGCUAACGAUGAAUUUUAUCAACCUGGUGGGCCUAUCUUCAUCUUUGUCGGAGGAGAAUGGGAAAUAACACCAGAUUUUGUAAUUGGUGGCCAUAUGUAUGAUAUGGCAAAAGAAAUGAAUGGAUAUCUCUUCUAUACUGAGCAUAGAUUUUACGGACAAAGUCGACCUAGUCCUGAUACAUCCUACGAAUACCUUCAAUAUCUCCACAUCAAUCAAGCUCUUGCAGACCUAGCUCACUUUAUCCGAACUAUGAAACAAGAAAUUCCCGGAGCUUCUAGUUCAGGCGUUAUCCUUGUCGGAGGAUCCUAUUCAGCUACAAUGGUUACGUGGUUUAGGCAAAAGUAUCCAGAACUGGUUAAUGGAGCUUGGUCUUCAAGUGCACCGCUUCUAGCUCAAGCAGACUUUGUGGAAUACUUCGAAACAAUCGGUCAGUCAAUAAGAACUGUUGGUGGUGAUGCCUGCUAUAACGCCAUUGAAGGAGCUUUCCGAGAAAUGGAACGCUUAGUUGAAGACGAAGAUUUUGAGACACUAGCUGAAAAAACGAAUAUGUGCUCAACUCUAGAAAAUAAUCCGGAUAACAUUGCAGUUUUCUUCGGAACUGCUGCUAUUUUUAUUGCACCUUUAGUUCAAUAUCAUCGGCCAGGUGACAUUGAAUGGGCUUGCGCAACAAUAAUGGGACAAGAGAGUAAUAUUGAGGGUUAUGGAGAAUUUAUAAGACAAACCAUUGGGGUUUGUUGGGAUGCUGAUUACGACGAAGCUAUUCAGUACUAUGCGAAUACUGAAUGGUCUCCUGAUAUCUCAAGACAAUGGUUGUAUCAAACUUGCAACGAAUUCGGUUGGUUUCAGACAUCUGGAUCUCCUGAUCAACCUUUCGGAUCAAUGUUUCCCGUUGAGAUGAACUUCCAAAUAUGCCAUGAUGUUUUCGGUGAUAGCUACUACAACGAAUCCAUCAACUACAACAUUUACAUAACUAAUCUGAACAACAAUGGACUCAAUCCGGUCAUUACGAACGUUUAUUCAACGCACGGACAACUGGACCCAUGGCGACCAAUGGGAGUACAAGAGAAUGUUAAUUCUUUCGCUUCUGUUGUCGUCAUUCCAGGGGCUUCACAUUGUAUGGAUCUGUACUCAAUAAGCCCUGAUGAUAGCCCCGAAAUGAUAGCCAGUAAGCAGAGAACAACAGCCCUCGUACGACAGUGGUUGAUGAUAUUCUAAUUAUUUUAUGUAUUCAAAUUAAACAAAAAUCAAUUGAUCAUUCCUGCUUUAUCAACGAACAUUCUACAACCAAAAUCAGACCUUCCGGUUAAUAAAACUUACAAUUCAUUGAUGUUGCUAUUUUUGUAAAAUCAUAAUCAACUCAUUAUCAAACAGGAAAAUAAAUCUUCUGUAUGUAUUUCCCCCCAAUUUACAAUCAAUCCGUCGUCUUAAGAGCUACUGUUUCGAUAAGAUUACCCGAUAGCAUUGGUAUAAAAGGCCACGUUAUUCAAUCAACAUCCGCCAGUUGGAGAGUUUCAGUGAAGUUAAAAUGAAGACCACACCGGGAGUUUUGUGCCUAGUUCUAUUAGCAUUUGGAUUAAGUGAAGUGCUUUGCAAUCCAUUUAAGGUUUUGGAGGAUCUGCACAGAGAACCUCCACCGCCUGCACCUAAAAGUGAUGCAAGGGCCGUUAGGGAGGAAUGGAUUGAACAGCAGCUUGAUAAUUUCGAUGAAUACAACAAUGCCACGUUUCAAAUGCGCUACCUGGCCAAUGAUGAAUUCUACCAACCUGGUGGGCCUCUAUUCAUCUACGUAGGGGGCGAAUGGUCAGUUUCACCUGGAUGGAUCCUAGGUGGGCACAUGUUUGACAUGGCAAGAGAGAUGAAUGGGUACAUGUUCUACACUGAGCACAGAUACUACGGUCAAACACGUCCUACGGAAGAUUUAUCUUUUGCAAAUCUCCAAUAUCUUCAUGUCAAUCAAGCUCUUGCAGAUCUGGCUCAUUUCAUUCGAACUAUGAAGCAAGAAAUUCCCGGAGCUUCUAGUUCAGGCGUUAUCCUUGUUGGAGCUUCGUAUUCCGCAACAAUGGUUACGUGGUUUAGGCAGAGAUAUCCGGAAUUGGUUAAUGGAGCUUGGUCUUCAAGUGCACCACUCUAUGCAAAAGCAGACUUUGUGGAAUACUUUGAAACUGUUGGCCAAUCAAUAAGGAUUGUCAGUGGAGACGAUUGCUACAAUACAAUUGAAGGAGCCUUCCUUGAAAUGGAACGUCUAGUGGAAAUUGGAGACUUUGAAACUCUCUCCAAUAAAAUGUACCUCAGUCCACCUUUGACAAACAAUCCCGACGACAUUAUGUACUUCUUCAACAGUCUCUCAGGCCUGCUAGCUGGGGUAGUUCAAUACCACUGGCCAGGAGACAUUGAACGAUCCUGCGAAGUUAUUAUGAGUGGAGAAACGGACAUUGAUGGAUUUGCUGAAUACACAAGACAGAGAUAUGGGGGAAGUUGGUCAUCAAACUAUGCCUCCUUUGUGGACUAUUAUCGCUACACUGGAUGGACAUCAGGAAUAAUGCGUCAAUGGCUCUUCCAAACUUGCAACGAAUAUGGUUGGUACCAAACUUCAGGAUCCCCCGAUCAACCUUUCGGUUCGAGCUUCCCAAUUGAAUUCUACUACCAAUGGUGCCACGAUAUCUACGACGAAAGCUUCUACAACGAGUCCAUCAACUACAACAUCUAUGUAACUAAUCUCGACCACAAUGGCAUGUAUCCCAUCAUUACGAACGUCUACUCAACGCACGGACAACUGGACCCAUGGCGACCAAUGGGAGUGCAAACAAAUGUUAAUUCCUUCGCCCCUGUUGUCGUUAUUCCCGGAGCUUCACAUUGUAUGGAUUUGUACUCAAUCAGCCCCAGUGAUACUCCCGAAAUGUUGGCCAGUAAACAGAGAACAACAUCCCUCGUAAGGCAGUGGUUGAUGAUCUUUUAAUUCAAGUACGAGAUAAGACAGCUAUCGUUAGAUAGCUUUAUCACGUACUUCAAAAUUGAAAGGAAAAGAUAAGAUUUCUUUUUUUUUAAAUCGAAACUGAAUUCUAAGAAAAUUUGGCGAAAAUAAAGAUUGAGAAAGUUUUCUACAUAAAAA